AUGGAGCUUCUUCCAAGUCUAGUAAUCAUUCUUAUUCUUGUUCCGUGCUUUGCAUCACUUCCUGGUAUUAGGGCUCAGUCUACUACUACUUCUCCUGGGUCUUCAACAAGGGAAGAAGCAAAGGCUCUUGAUGCACUUCUGCAACAAUAUGCUUACAGGGCUUUGGUGAAUCCAAAAACAGGUAUCAUUUACAAUGGAACCCAUCUUCCUUCCAAUUUGACUGGGAUUGAGGUUGCAGCAUUGAGAUUAAGGAGUGGAAGUUUAAGGAGAAAAGGGUUCCACCCAUACAAUGAGUUUGAAAUUCCCAAGGGACUUAUUGGGAGUCCAUAUGUGGAAAGGCUUGUUUUGGUGUACCAAAAUCUGGGUAAUAGAUCCUCCAGGUACUACCCUUUGACUAAUUAUACCUAUUUGGCUCCAGUGUUGGGACUACUGGCUUAUAAUGGUUCAAAUUUGUCAGCUACAAAUAUAUCAGAACUAGUCAUAGAUGCAUCUGAAGGCCCUAUUUUGGUCAAGUUCAGGGCUGUUCAAGCAGUCCCUCAUGGUGCUGUUGCAAAAUGUGUUUCGUUUGAUUUACAGGGUUCCUCCAAUUUCAGUGAUUUAACAGAAGGCAACACAUGUUCAUCUUUCCAACAAGGGCAUUUCUCUAUAGUUGUUAAAUCCACUGCUCCUCCAGCUCCAGCACCAGCUCCAGUGUCUCCUACUCCUGCAAGUCCUCCAAAAAGGGGGCCAUCACCAAGUGCCCAAGGAAAAGGUGAGAAGGAGAAUAAAAAGGUGGGGAUCAUUGUAGGGUCUGUUGUGGGGGGACUAGCCUUGCUUGUGUUAUUGUCACUUCUUGUUCUGUGGACGAGAAAGUACAAACAGAAGAAGAGAAUGCAACAGAUGGAAAGGGCUGCAGAGGUGGGAGAACCUCUUCAAAUGGCUUCGAUUGGGGAUACAAAAGCUCCUGCUGCAACAGUAACUAGAACACAACCAAUCCUUGAGCAUGAAUAUGCACCAUGA
Sphenostylis stenocarpa is the source of this 999-nucleotide messenger RNA. The record is from the annotation of a GenBank genome assembly. NCBI's taxonomy places the organism in Eukaryota, Viridiplantae, Streptophyta, Magnoliopsida, Fabales, Fabaceae.